UAUAUCAACAUAUGAUGUCAGGAAACACAACGUCACCCACGAUAAGAAGCAUGGAGCAAAAAUUACCUACACCUGUAAAUUGUCUCAUGGAUCAAACCGACAUGUGUAAUUAACAUUUACCAUUAUAUGAAUUAGAUGGCAGACAUUGAAUCAAGCGUUUCCAGAUUGUUAAUGACAACGAAAAAGCUUCUGGAAACCUUAACUGCAUGGUCUGCAGGUCAAGUCAACGAUACACAAGUGUAUGACGAAUAUAAUUUGCUGGAAACUCAUUUUACAAGUGCGACACAAGCGUUUGAAUCUGCAUUGUUACCAAUGGACGAUAUGCUCCAUUUACCCGAUGAUUUACGAGCUUGUUUAAACGACGCUUUGUCUAAAGAGCCGUCUUCAGCCACAUUAGAGCACUAUCUACCCUCUAUUCGAGAUAUAAUAUUACGUUUAUUGCAAGGAUUGAAAGAGAGACAAUCGCUGAUGAGGGAAAGGCUGGAGCCUACUGCCAAAUUAUCGCCAAUUAUUACAACACCGAUGCCAUUGCCUUCCCCUUCAUCCUCCACAGAGCAUCCACAGAUACCCCAGUUACCCAUAUCUCCUGCGGAAGAAUUCGAUAUGAAUGAUCCAUCAACAAAAAAUGCUGUAAACGCAUUAAAAUUACAGGAAGACUUAGCGGGAAGGUCAUCAGUGCGUAAGACAUCGAACUUGCACAAAAAAGGAUUCGUGAUUGCAUUAUAUUUAAAAAUGGGCGACAGAAUAAAGAAGGUCAAUGUAGAUGCAUCCGGUCUUUAUAUGUCUGCAUUGCAAGCGUUAUUCCAAGAUAAAUUUGGCUGCACUGGGGAUGUGAUAUGGAUUCUGGAUGGAGAAUCGAAUGUAGAAUAUGAGUUGGAAGAUGUUUCUGACAUCAAACCUUAUUCGAUACUAUCCAUCAAGGACAAGGAUAGCACCCUGGAUGAUGAAAUGAAAAGUUUAUUUAAAGAAACUCUAAAUCAAGUCAGACAGACCAUUCAAACAAAUAAAGCUCCAAUUAUACCCACAGCAGAAAAGAUUAAGGAGCAGCAAGAGGAAAUUAGCUCCUUACGUCAUGAUCUUGUUAGUGUUCGCACAGUCUACCAAGAUUUUAAAAAAGACACUGAAAUAAUGAUUCACGAAUUGCGCGAAAAGAGUAAACAAGAAUCUCUUCAUACUGUCGUCAUUAUGGACCCUACAACACGUGCAGAAAUGAACUCUAGUCGAGAGGUGACGCAAAAAGCGGCUACAUUAAUUACAAACAGACUAGAGACCUUACAAGACACCAUUGACCAGAUAAAAACUGACGUUACACAGAAACGGUGCAGGCCCUCAAAAGCCCAAUUGGAUUACUGUAAAAAAGAGUCUGAAACCGUACAAAUAGAAAUGAAUGAUUUGGUGAAUAGAGUUAAAUCGGUCAAACCCAUCUGGAAAAAGACAUGGGAAGUUGAAUUACAGCAGAUAGUAAAAGAGCAACAGUUCUUAAAAGAACAGGAAGCCCUUUUAAACGACUUGAGGGAAGACCAUCAAUCACUUGAGCAAGUCUUAAAUCAAUUAUUAAAGAUAUCGGAAAUUCAAGAAAGGAAAAAACAGUCAGGUGUCUCGUUGUUCAAUGUAGCUCCAGCAGAAGAAGGGUUCGAAGGCAUGACAAGCGUUAUGAAGCAAGUCUCAACAAUACAAGUGGAUCAUUCUAGAAGAGUCAAAGCAUUAGCGGAAGCGGAGAAGUCAAGGUCUAAAGAACUGUCUCAAAGAAUAGAUGCGUUUGAAAGAGAGUUGACGGACUUUGUUGUUCUACGCAAAUUGAAAAACACGGGUGGUGCUGAGGCUGUCGAUAGGCAGAGGCAGGAAAAGGAUAAGGAUUUAAUUAAACAAAUAUUUGUCGAUUCAAAUGCAUCUCUGGCUGAAAAAAACUCUAAUCAUGAUGAUGAAACUCCCCUCUCGCAAUGAUGAAAAUA
Messenger RNA from Mucor mucedo, 1952 nucleotides. RefSeq names its product actin interacting protein 3-domain-containing protein. The record is from RefSeq and is a predicted model, not a curated record. The transcript has 4 exons. Gene Ontology annotation, biological process: establishment of cell polarity. The coding region runs from base 136 to 1944 and encodes 602 amino acids. Gene Ontology annotation, molecular function: cytoskeletal regulatory protein binding. NCBI's taxonomy places the organism in Eukaryota, Fungi, Mucoromycota, Mucoromycetes, Mucorales, Mucoraceae. Gene Ontology annotation, cellular component: cell tip; cytoplasm.